GGCGCGCGGUGUGCCCUUAUCUCUUAUCAAUGUUUAAAAUAUAUUUCAACAACAAAAAACAAUUAUUUUUCCAUUUUUUCCUCUUAAAUAAUUCGUAAUAAAAAUUGUGCGUUAUUAGAAUAACUCCAAAAUAAAAUAAAAAUCGUAAACUGUAACUUCUUCAAGACUAAAAACAAUUACAACACACUUGAUUGUGAAUAAUACGUUUAACUACCAUCUACUACUAUUUUUUAGUUCAUUACUACUGCUGCCACUGCUACAGACGAUAUUUAAAUAUGGACAUGUUAAGGAAAGCGUUGAGUGGUCAAGAUCGAGACAAUGAUAGUUCUACUGGAAUUUUGCCUAAUGUUAAUCAAAUGUCAUCAUUAGAAUGGUCUACUCGUAUAAAAGGAUUUAUUGCAUGCUUUGUAAUUGGAAUAUUUUUUUCAUUAUUGGGUGCAACAGCAUUAGUUUUACCUCUACAUAGAAAAAUUGCUGUAUUUGGUAUUUUUUAUACACUCGGAAAUAUUACAUCGCUUCUUAGUACUUGUUUUUUAAUGGGGCCAGUAAAACAAAUAAAAAAGAUGUUUUCGUCCUCUAGAAUUGUUGCAACCAUCAUUGCUCUUGCAAUGAUUGUUCUUACAUUAGUUGCUGCAAUUGGCAUGAAAAAUGCCCCAUUAACUUUUCUUUGCAUUAUUUUUCAAUUUCUCGCAUUGACUUGGUACUCGUUGUCUUACAUACCUUACGCAAGAGAUGCCAUUAAAAGCUCGAUGUCUACAAUCAUAGCAUAAUUCAUUGUUCAUUUGUUUAAAAGUUAAUAAAUUAAUAGUUAACUUAAAAUUGUUAUCAUAGAUGAUAGAAUACAAAAAUAGACACUAUUGUAUCUAUCAAUUUGUUAUACAGAUUGUAUUCCAGUACGUUAAUUUGUUGAAAUUUAUACUUAACUAUUUAGUGUUUAAUGUGAAUCCAGUUAUCUGCUAAGUCAUAAUUUAUACACAUGUUUAUACACUGUUGUUAUUAAUACUAUAUGGGUAUUUAUUUAAUACAAGCAUUUAUUGAAAAUAUAGUAUUUCAUAAACUUAAUUAAUUGAAUAUAUUGAGAAUUUGGAUAACUAGCAAUAACUAAUGAGAUAAAAAAUUGUUUAUGAUACUGUUAAUUAUAAUUAUUGUCUUCCUAUAGAAUCUGAUUUUGUUAUUAUUUAAGAGAAAUAUUUUAUUUUUUUUAUAGCUAAUUGAUUGUAAUUUGAAUCUAUAAACAUACAAAUGUUCACUAACUAAACUAUGUCAAUUAUUAUAUUGUAUUAUGUCAAUUAAUUAUGGUACUAUGUCAAUUUAAUUUGGAAAUGUUAUAAAGUUAAGUUUAAUUGUAAGCAAUAAUGUAAUGUAUGUGUUAAAUUAUAUUUAUGAUUAUGUUUUUUGGUUAUUAUGUUGAUAAAUAUAAAAUUAAAUAUUCCAUUUUUACAAUUAUGUGAAAUGUAAAAAUUAAUCAGUAAAUAAAAACUACAUUUAUUUAAUAAGAAUUCAUUCAAAAGUAAAUCAAUUAAGUUUUAAAUUUAUUUUUGUGUUUAAUUAUAUAAAUAGUCUACAUCUAUUAAAUAAAUAUAAUUUGAAUUCAACAAUAAAUCAUAGCAUAUGAAAAACAA
Messenger RNA from Rhopalosiphum padi (bird cherry-oat aphid), 1622 nucleotides. Its product is annotated as vesicle transport protein SFT2A. Lineage: Eukaryota; Metazoa; Arthropoda; Insecta; Hemiptera; Aphididae. Gene Ontology annotation, biological process: vesicle-mediated transport. The record is from RefSeq and is a predicted model, not a curated record. Gene Ontology annotation, cellular component: membrane.